Phytophthora infestans T30-4 is the source of this 1617-nucleotide messenger RNA. Its product is annotated as sel-1 family protein. The coding region runs from base 1 to 1617 and encodes 538 amino acids. Gene Ontology annotation, molecular function: protein binding. The record is from RefSeq and is a predicted model, not a curated record. The transcript has 4 exons. NCBI's taxonomy places the organism in Eukaryota, Oomycota, Peronosporomycetes, Peronosporales, Peronosporaceae.
AUGUGCCGCUCCUUCUACCGCGCUCUGGCCGCCAUUACGCUAGCGGUCGCGCUCUCCUGCAUCUCCGCGUCGCCCUCCGAUGUCUCCGAGGCUCGAGCGUCUGACGCGAUCGCGCCACCAUCGCCGCUCGCUGAGGCGUUGCGACGUGUUCAGACUGAUAAUGCGGCCGUGCGUGACCUGAGCUAUGCCGCACUAUCGCCACUGGUUCCGCGUGCUGAACGCCGUGAUGCGCUGGUGCAGCUGGGCGACAUGUACUUCUACGGGAACAGUUCUCUGGACACGAGCGUUAACGGCACUCUGGCCUUGGGUCUGUACGCCGAGGCAGCGGCUCUGGGUGCGCCCAGAGCGCAGUUCCAUGUGGGCGUGGCUCUGAGCUACGGACUCUGGGGAUUCCCGCUUGACGAAGCGGCCGCCAUGUCACACUACUACUUCGCUGCUCUGGGCGGAGAUAUUGGAGCUGCUAUGGCGCUCGGACACAACCACCUGCUGGGCCUUGGAGCCCCGAAGAAAUGCGAGUCGGCCGUCCGCUACUAUGAAGUGGCGGCCAAUGAGGCUGUUGCGAAAAGAGAACAGAAUGUCAGCCAUCCGGCCAUCUACGACCUGCCACAUCGUCGUCUCAAGACUGUAGCGGAGACGCAGCACAAAAAGAAUUUGCCUGGCGACAGCGCGAUUGUAGACUACUACCAGUUCUCGGCAGACAAGGGCGACCCGGACGCCACGCUCAACCUGGCAACGCUGUACUUUUACGGCGCUCGUGGCCUCGCACAAGACGUGGAACGCGCAGCAACACUCUUCCAGAAAGCCUAUGACCUGGGAGCUAGUGGAGGAGCUUACCACUUGGGACACAUCUACAGUCUUGGCAUUGGCGUCCCACAGAAUAACGCCACGGCGUUCAAGUACUUGCAGGAGGCUGUGAAUGAAGGGAACACGGCAGCACAGAAUGAACUGGCGAACAUGUAUUUGCUGGGGAAAGGCAUUGAACGAGAUGAAGAACAGGCAGUGUCUCUUUUUAAGGCUGCAGCCAAGCAGGGCAGCAUGGAGGCAUUUUACAAUCUGGGGGUUCUACAUAUGCGAGGUGGUGGGUCAACGGGCGCUAUCCUCGCCACAGAGCACCCCGAAUACGAGAUGAGUCUGCACGGUAUCGGCACAACUCGCUCUUGUAAAAAUGCUGUUGAGUCGUUCAAAAUGGUGGCAGAACGUGGCGAAUGGGAUCGCGUGCUCACUCAGGCAUACCGAGACUUUAAACGUCAGGACUACGAGGCGUCUUUCAUGAAGUAUGCCGUUAUGGCUCAGCAAGGCUACGAAGUCGCACAGCACAACGCUGCGUACUUACUCGACUAUGAUUUCCUGACCCCGUCGGUGUUUUCGCCCAUGCUAUCGCUGACUCCUUCGGACAUGGAGCUUAAGGAGGAUGUGGUAGCCUCGACUGCUGUCAUGCUCUAUAGGCUGGCAGCGCAGCAGGGCAACGUAGAUGCCAACCUGAAGAUCGGGGACUACUACUACUUCGGGAAGGGCGGCCACCCCGUGGACUUCGUGAAGGCAAGUGCGCAUUAUUCUCUCGCCAGUAAGCGCUCCAAUGCGCAAGCCAUGUUCAACCUCGCGCUCAUCUCACAGUGA